This is a messenger RNA of Cuculus canorus (common cuckoo), 2250 nucleotides long. RefSeq names its product thiamin pyrophosphokinase 1 (gene TPK1). Gene Ontology annotation, biological process: thiamine diphosphate biosynthetic process; thiamine metabolic process. Gene Ontology annotation, molecular function: thiamine binding; ATP binding; thiamine diphosphokinase activity. The transcript has 8 exons. NCBI's taxonomy places the organism in Eukaryota, Metazoa, Chordata, Aves, Cuculiformes, Cuculidae. The record is from RefSeq and is a predicted model, not a curated record. Bases 147 to 881 code for a protein of 244 amino acids.
CCCCCACCCCCCUUCCUCCACCGCCCGGUUGCACGCGUGGUGCCGAGCCAGCGCAGAAGGAAGCGUGUGCUCCCCUCCAUCCUUCUUUAUCUCCCUCCCCGGUCCCACCGCAUAGCUGAGCUCGCUGUGCUUUUCCCCCGUGAGCCAUGGAGCGCAGGUUCACGCCGCUGGACUGCCUCCUGCCCGCCGGAAACCUGAAGUUUUGCCUUCUGAUUCUGAACCAGCCUUUCAACAAAGGUCAUUUUCAUUGUCUGUGGAGCAAAGCUGCACUGAGAGCUUGUGCUGAUGGAGGUGCCAAUCGUCUCUAUCACAUCACAGAAGGAAACCAAGACAGCUUCUUGCCUGAUUACAUCAGUGGUGAUUUUGAUUCCAUCCAGCCUGAAGUCAAGGAGUACUACAAGGUCAAGGGGUGUGAGUUAAUUGAGACCAUGGAUCAGGAUCUCACAGAUUUCACCAAGUGCCUUCAGAUACUCCAAAAAAAGAUACAGAAGAAGGGACUCCAGAUUGAUUUGAUUGUGACUUUGGGUGGACUUGGAGGACGCUUUGACCAGAUAAUGGCAUCAGUGGAAACACUUUUUCAUGCAACAACUAUCACUCCUUUUCCAGUGAUAGUUAUCCAAGAGUGCUCACUGAUUUACCUGCUUCAACCUGGUAAGCAUAAGCUGCAUGUGGACACAGGACUGGAAGGUGACUGGUGUGGCCUCAUCCCCAUUGGGAACUCCUGUGAGAGCGUGACCACGACAGGCCUCAAGUGGAACCUGGCUAACCAGGUGCUGAAGUUUGGAACCCUUGUCAGUACUUCCAACACCUAUGAUGACUCCGGGAUUGUGACCAUCGAGACUGACAAGCCUUUGCUGUGGACAAUGGCUAUCAAAGGAUAAGAUGAGCUACAGCUGCCUUUUCUGGUCUGACUCAACUGAAGUGACUGCAAAAUUUUACUGAAUUGAGACAGUAAAGCUGUUCUGAAAGAUAUAAGCAGGCAGUGGUUUAUAUGUACUGAAUGGAAAAUAAGUUUGAAAUAAAAGUCACUUGAGAUGAAAUCAAGAUUAUUAGCCCUGAGUAUUGCAUUCUGGUACCUCAUACUACUUAAUCAGAAGACGCACGAGCUGCCACCCAAUACAAUCACAAACAAGUGAAUGUUAAAAAAAUCCUUCUUAUUUCUGCUUACUUCAGAUUAUUUUUACAAAGCAUUUUACUCUUGCUUUUAAUAUUUUACUUUACUACUUUUUCCCCUUCUGCCAAAAGGAAAUCUAGUACAUAGUUGCACAUACUGUAACUAUAUUAGAAGGUGAUAGCACUAAGAGGAGUUAAUCUCAUUUUUCUGUCCUGGAUUGUGACAUAAGUGCUGGUCAAGAUUUCUCCAGAAAAGUAAUAAAUGAACUUUUCUGCUUAGGAAGUAAGUUUGUGUACUGAAAGAUCUUUAGGUUUGCUGUAAUAUCAGUAUUUCCCAGCAUUAAGUGCUUUGAAAAUCUGUAAUAGAAGUAGAGUUUUAAGUUUUGCAAAUACCAAAUGCUUACAUUUGGAAGGAAAUACAAACUUCUUAAACUCGAUUAGAAGAGGAAGAGCACUGCAUCUACUAGUUUCUGCAAGGUUAGUUUUUAAAAUCAAAACAUUGACUAAUUUAAUAAUGUAAACUUCCAGGUCAACAAAUGCAGAGCUGUUUAUAAUUCUUUGGGCAGUUCUCUUACAGAACCAAUAUCCAAAAUGGCUGUAUAUCCUAUCCAACAGUGUGAGCAAGUUGUUGAUUCACUGAAGGAGUGCUUAGUAUCUCUGACAACUAAAUUAAUCUUAAACUGUACAUCUCAGUAACCAAGUCUUGCUUCCCUUAAUUACGCCAUCAGAAUAAGGACUGGCAAUGCAAGUUCUUUAUUUGAUGGAAGUUUCCUUACCAGUAAACUACAUAAAACCUAACAGGAUUUCCAAAUGCAGAUGGGAAUUAAGGGUAAUGAUUGUGAUUCCAGAAAUUAGUGACAAGAAUUCCAGCUGACAGACUUCUGAAUUGCUGUUUGAGGGGAUACAGUAAUGCCGUUUUCUUGCUCUCUUGCUUUUGCUGGAACAACACUGUUUACUAAGCAGUAAAUUAAGCAUUGGAAUAGCUUCUGAGGAGAGGAGUACAGUUGUCACCAUUGCAGGUUUUCAAUAUCCAACUGGAUAGAGCCUUAAGUAACCUUGUCAGAAUGCAACACAGACCCAGUUUUAAGCAGGAGGUUGGACUAGAGACCUGCCAAGGUUCCUUCCUACCUGAAUGAU